CGAGAUAACGUGUAUUCAGAUGUGGGGUUCUGAUCUGGAUAUUACCUCAAACCAAAAAGACCACUUCGAGGGCUAGUCUUCCUAGUAGUUUCAUCACCCACCAUAAGCAGGCUUUAGUAUCUGUGAGCUCUGGUCGGAGUGAACUUCAAUUGAAUGGCAAUGAUGAGAAGAGAAGUUUAUCUACGUUUUCUGGCUUUCCUCUGUUUUUGGGCUUCUGUAAAUGGAUUACUGUCUCCCAAAGGUGUAAACUUUGAAGUGCAAGCUUUAAUGGCAAUAAAAGCUUCUUUGAAGGAUCCCCAUGGUGUCCUUGAUAAUUGGGAUGACUCCUCUGUUGAUCCAUGUAGCUGGACUAUGGUCACCUGUUCUUCUGAGAGUCUAGUCAUCGGCCUGGGUACUCCUAGCCAGAAUUUAUCUGGUACUCUCUCUUCAAGUAUAGGCAACCUGAAAAAUCUUCAGAGUGUGCUCUUACAGAACAACAAUAUUAAAGGGCCAAUCCCUACAGAGCUUGGAAGGCUCUCAAAACUACGCACACUUGAUCUUUCGAAUAACUACUUCAGUGGGGAAAUUCCUCCUUCUCUAGGACACCUGAGAGGCCUCCAAUACAUGAGACUUAACAAUAACAGUCUCUCAGGAGCAUUUCCUAUGUCAUUGGGGAACAUGACCCAGCUUACCUUUCUUGACUUGUCCUACAACAAUCUAAGUGGACCUAUACCCAGAUUUCCUGCUAAGACAUUCAACAUUGUUGGGAACCCUUUGAUUUGCCCAACAGGUUCUGAACCAGACUGCAAUGGGACAACACUCAUGCCGAUGUCCAUGAACUUGAAUAGUUCACAAACUACUCUACCUCCUGGCAGGCCUAACCGUCACAAAGUAGCCCUUGCCUUUGGCUUGAGCCUCGGAUGCCUCUGUCUCAUGGUUCUGGGAUUUGGAUUGCUUUUAUGGUGGAGGCAAAGGCACCACAAACAGAUAUUCUUUGAUGUUAAAGACCGGCAUCACGAAGAGAUCUCCCUUGGAAACUUGAAGAGAUUCCAUUUCAGGGAACUUCAAAUUGCGACGAGCAACUUCAGCAGCAAAAACAUACUUGGGAAAGGUGGUUUCGGACAUGUGUACAAAGGAAUUCUCUCAGACGGGACUAUUGUGGCUGUCAAGAGGCUUAAAGAUGGCAAUGCCAUCGGAGGGGAGAUCCAAUUCCAGACUGAAGUUGAAAUGAUUAGUCUAGCAGUACACCGAAACCUCCUAAGGUUAUAUGGGUUUUGUGUGACGCCUACGGAAAGGCUUCUAGUUUAUCCAUACAUGUCCAAUGGCAGUGUUGCUUCUCGUCUCAGAGGAAAACCAGUCUUGGACUGGUGCACUAGGAAGAGGAUUGCCUUAGGAGCUGCCAGGGGACUACUAUACCUUCACGAGCAGUGUGACCCGAAGAUUAUUCAUAGGGAUGUGAAGGCUGCAAAUAUAUUGCUUGACGACUAUUGUGAGGCUGUGGUGGGAGAUUUUGGCUUAGCAAAGCUUUUGGAUCACCAAGAUUCACACGUUACCACAGCAGUGAGAGGCACAGUGGGGCAUAUAGCCCCGGAAUAUCUUUCCACCGGCCAGUCCUCGGAGAAAACAGAUGUCUUUGGAUUUGGAAUCCUUCUCCUCGAAUUAAUAACUGGGCAGAGAGCACUAGAAUUCGGCAAGGCAGCUAACCAGAAAGGGGCUAUGCUCGAUUGGGUAAAGAAAAUUCAUCAGGAGAAGAAGCUUGAAAUGCUUGUGGAUAGGGAUCUUAAAAGCAACUAUGACAGAAUUGAGCUGGAGGAGAUAGUUCAAGUGGCUCUCUUGUGCACCCAAUACCUCCCAGGACACAGACCCAAAAUGUCGGAAGUGGUUAGAAUGCUUGAAGGUGAUGGGCUUGCAGAAAGAUGGGAAGCUUCUCAAAGAGUUGAAUCAACCAAGUGCAAACCCCAUGAAUUGUCUGCAUCAGAUAGAUAUUCUGAUCUCACUGAUGACUCUUCCCUACUAGUCCAAGCAAUGGAGCUCUCUGGGCCAAGGUGAAUAAAUUACAAAUUUUAUUUAUUUAUUUUUUUUUUUGUUUUUUGUUUUCUCUAUGAAAAUCGGGAUUUUGAUGGAACAAGUUAUAGUUGAAGCUAUUCCACCAAGGUAAUGAAGAUUGAAAGGCUAUGCUUGCUGUAUAAUAGUGAUAGAUUAGAGCUUCAAAAGGGCUCCGAUGUUUUCUUCAAUUGUACAGAAUAUGAUGUGAGGAACUGAUAUUUUCAUAUAGAAAAGAAUUUUGGGUGUU
Molecule: messenger RNA, 2272 nt
Organism: Juglans microcarpa x Juglans regia
Lineage: Eukaryota; Viridiplantae; Streptophyta; Magnoliopsida; Fagales; Juglandaceae
Product: protein NSP-INTERACTING KINASE 1-like
Exons: 12
Coding region: 154-2028 (624 amino acids)
Biological process (GO): protein phosphorylation
Molecular function (GO): ATP binding; protein binding; protein kinase activity
Source: RefSeq, a predicted model, not a curated record